AUGGAUGGAAUCCAAAUCAACGGGAAAGCGGAGGCUACUAACAAGACACUAGCAAACACAUUGAAGAAACAGUUGGAUAGUCAUCAUAAAGGAUGGUGUGAAAAAAUCCUAAAUGUGAUAUUUUCCUAUAGAACCACCUGGAGAGAUGCAACCGGAACGUCACCCUUUUGUUUGACGUAUGGAACUGAGGCGGUGUUGCCCCCCGAAGUAAUCCUUCCAACCACGAGGAAGGAAGCAUGGGAUAAAGGGAUAAAUUCAUAUUUGAUCUUAGCAAAGUUGGACGAUCUCGAAGUAAACAGGGAAAUCGCGUUACAACAUAUGAUGAAUUACCAUCAGAGGAUGUCAAGGGAAUACAACAAAAGGGUAAAACCCCGAAGCUUUGUACCAGGAGAGCUUGUGCUACGAGAAAUACCCCCAUACCAAAAAGGAUCAGGAGGAAAGUCAGAGCCUAUGUGGGAAGGACCCUAUAUCGUGAAAAGGGUAGUUGGCAAUGGGGCGUACGAGUUAGCAGAUUGUGAAGGGAAGGACACAAACGAAGAAGGAAAUAUAAUAUAUGGCGAGAUCGAAAAUUAG
Messenger RNA from Papaver somniferum (opium poppy), 573 nucleotides. RefSeq lists its product as uncharacterized. Bases 1 to 573 code for a protein of 190 amino acids. Gene Ontology annotation, molecular function: nucleic acid binding. The transcript has a single exon. The record is from RefSeq and is a predicted model, not a curated record. NCBI's taxonomy places the organism in Eukaryota, Viridiplantae, Streptophyta, Magnoliopsida, Ranunculales, Papaveraceae.